AUGUGCGACUCGAACGUACAUAGCAGUAUUGUUCAGCUAAUGAGAUACUGGUACGAAAACCAAAAGAACAUGUUACUUUGGGGUGACUCAGUAUCUUGUGAGUUUAGAUUGGCGUGCGGUGUGCGUCGAGCUGGGCUGACCUCUCCGGAUCUAUUUAAUCUCUACGUCAAUAACCUGAUCGAGGAGCUAAGUGGCACUGGCAUCGGAUGCCAUAUUGGUGGAGUCUGUUUUAACUAUUUAAGUUACGCUGAUGAUAUGGUGUUACUUAGUCCCUCAAUAAAUGGUAUUCGAAAAUUGUUGCACAUCUGUGAGGAGUAUGCGAGGAACCACGGUUUAAAAUAUAAUGUUCGAAAAUCGGAAAUGGUAGUUUUUCGAGCUGGUAAGGGUCCGGAGAGGAUUCCACCCGUACUUUUGGAUGGAACACCAGUUCAGGUUGUAGAGCAGUUUAAGUAUCUAGGUCAUAUGCUGUCGGGAUCCUUGAGCGACGAUCUGGAUAUAGAACGGGAGCUGAGGUCGCUGGCCAUUCGGUGUAACAUGCUCGCUCGUAGAUUCGCUCGUUAUGGAUCAGCUACACCAAAAGAUCCUUUAACACCCUCAGAGUCCAGUACAACGACGCGCUCCGCGUUUUGUUAA
Messenger RNA from Pararge aegeria (speckled wood butterfly), 633 nucleotides. RefSeq lists its product as uncharacterized. Lineage: Eukaryota; Metazoa; Arthropoda; Insecta; Lepidoptera; Nymphalidae. Bases 1 to 633 code for a protein of 210 amino acids. The transcript has 2 exons. The record is from RefSeq and is a predicted model, not a curated record.